CUGUUUGCCAGUGACGUCACUUCCGGGCACCUUUCGCGCAUCAACAGCUGGGACGACAAACAUCGCUCAGAGAAAUACAGCUCCAGAUGAUCCAUUGCUGGCGAGUCAGAGUGAACACUUCCUUUCCCUCUUGCUCCUUCUUUUCUUCCUCUACAUCCACCGGUGAUGCUUCCCUGCUGCACCUUCCUCUCACGCUACACCCACCAUCACUUGGUCACCUUCCUCCUCACCUUCUUUAGCUAUGUGUUGUUGCACGCUUCACGUAAGACUUUCAGCAAUGUGAAAGUGAGCAUCUCAGCACAGUGGACCCCUUCAGUGCAGAAUGGCAGCUUUCCUGCCUUUUCCCCCAGAGAGAAGUGGGAAGAGAAUCGUCUGUUUGCAGAUACUGAGGAGGCCACACUGUUUUUGGGUGUCCUGGACACCAUAUUUCUCUUCUCUUAUGCCGUGGGAUUGUACAUUAGUGGUAUCAUAGGUGACCGUUUGGACCUUCGUUACGUUCUCUCCUUUGGACUGUGUGGCUCAGCUGUGGUGGAGUUUGUUUUUGGCACUCUGACAGAAUGGCUGAAGUUUUAUAACGUGUAUUUCUACUGCUGUCUGUGGGUGCUAAAUGGCCUGUUGCAGUCUGCAGUUUGGCCCUGUGUGGUGGCCGUCAUGGGCAACUGGUUUGGCAAAUCUGGCCGAGGCUUUGUGUUCGGCUUGUGGAGUGCGUGUGCAUCAGUGGGAAAUAUUCUAGGAGCAUUUCUGGCCUCCAGUGUUCUGAAGUAUGGCUAUGAGUACGCGUUCCUGGUGACAUCGGUGGUGCAGUUUGCAGGUGGAAUAGUCGUGUUUUUCGGUCUGCUCACCUCCCCAAAGGAAGUGGGUCUGUGUGAAGGCCCUGUAACAGGUCUAACAACAGUGGAGAGAGACACAGACAGUCAUCGGCCACUCAUGAGUGACAAUGAGGAGGAGGAGGAUGAGGAUGAGGAUGAAGUGGUGUGUGACGGAGGAUACUAUUCCGUACAAAAGCAGGAUGAUGAUGGGCCUGAGCCCCAAACCAAAGCCAUUGGCUUCUUCAAGGCCUUCUGUCUACCCGGAGUUAUACCUUACUCUCUUGCCUACGCUUGCCUGAAACUGGUGAACUACUCCUUCUUCUUUUGGCUGCCAUUUUAUCUGAGCAACAACUUUGGCUGGAAGGAGGCAGAAGCAGACCGACUGUCUGUGUGGUAUGACGUGGGAGGGAUCAUCGGAGGAACUGUGCAGGGUCUGAUCUCAGAUUUGCUGGGGAAAAGAGCUCCUGUGCUGUGUAUUAGUUUGCUGCUAGCUAUGCUAGCACUAGUGGGAUACAGCCACUCUCCGAAUAAGCAGAUUGUGAAUGGAGUGCUUUUAGCAACUACAGGUUUCUUCAUUGGUGGUCCAUCUAACAUGAUAAGCUCAGCAAUUUCAGCAGACCUGGGUCGACAGGAAGCCCUGCAGGGACAUCAGGAGGCUUUGGCCACUGUCACAGGCAUAGUGGAUGGAACUGGCAGCAUCGGGGCUGCUGGAGGGCAGUACCUGGUUUCACUCAUUGAGAGCAAAUUAGGAUGGAUGUGGGUCUUCUACUUCUUCAUAGUCAUGACGGGAUUCAGCAUUGUAUUCGUCAUACCUCUUCUUAUUAAUGACAUACGUUCCAUGUGCAGAGACAGUCAAGCAAGGACGCACCAGCUCUUGGUUCCUCUAUGUGCCAAAGUUCCAGCAGUGCUGAUAGGAACCUCCAGUCUGCGCUUACCCGUCCUCACCACACAGCUGCGGUAGAAAGCUGGCACGUCCUGGCAACGCAUCUCCUCCCACUCCACUGCGCCAGGGGUAGGAUGCUCGGUCUGGAAGUCAAAGUUCCAGCGCUGCUUGGCCACUUCCAGACUCAUGCAAAAGAGCAUGUGGAAGUCCUGCUGAAGCUGCUGGUGGUCGACUGGGCCGAAGAGGUUCCGCCGCACGCCGGUGCCCUGCAGCUUAACACCCUCCUCCACUCCUUCAAGCUCCAUGUGGUCAUACUGAGAUGAAGUUGUAGCCAUUUUGCUGUGGACAGAGGAAAUACAACACACAAAAAUUAGUUUGAGGACUGUGAUGGACUGACAUUUACUGCAGAGUCAGAUAUUGAUGUUAAGAAUAUACAUGUAAAACAAGACACUAUAAUGCAAUGGGAUUUGAACCACAGUGUGUGUCCAUCUGAGGAAGACAAAAUGUAAACCAGAAGAUGCACAAGUGUGACAAAUGUCUCACUUGAACUCAACAUUUCAGCAUGAUCUGCCACUAAUUAAAGAAAACACAUUUCAUGUGAAAAGACUCUCUUGAGGUUUGAGAGAGUUGUCAUGAUCUUACUUUUAUCUCACCUUAUUUCUCCAUAUACAGAAUCUGGACUUUUUGGAACACUAAAGCCAGCACGUCCUGAUACUGUCAACUAUUUGGAUGUAUAUUGUAGUUCUAUAUAUAUAACUAAUGCAUAACGUGAUUUACAGACUAACCCAGCUCAACCAGCUGAACAAUAUUGUGGCUCUAUGUUUUAUGUUGUAAAUGAUCAAAAUGAAUUAGAAAGCGAUACCUAAAAUUGUUUCUAGAAUUCAGCCACCCAACAGCAGUCCUCUAGCAGCAACCUGUCCUCAGCUUGCAUCCAUCCACUGUGUGAAAACACUCUGCUGCUUUUCUAGGCGUCUUAUCUAAGCUAGAUUACUUUAGAUGGAUUCUGAUUUCCUCCUUGAGGUGCGCUUUUGCCUGCCAGUGCAACAUUUACACCUUUACAGUAAAGGCUUGGUAAGCUCUAAAUAACCAAAGUGCUUGUACAAUGUU
Ictalurus furcatus (blue catfish) is the source of this 2799-nucleotide messenger RNA. RefSeq names its product solute carrier family 37 member 3 (gene slc37a3). Gene Ontology annotation, biological process: transmembrane transport. The record is from RefSeq and is a predicted model, not a curated record. Lineage: Eukaryota; Metazoa; Chordata; Actinopteri; Siluriformes; Ictaluridae. The transcript is spliced from 16 exons. Bases 166 to 1770 code for a protein of 534 amino acids. Gene Ontology annotation, cellular component: endoplasmic reticulum membrane. Gene Ontology annotation, molecular function: transmembrane transporter activity.